Messenger RNA from Ostrea edulis (European flat oyster), 798 nucleotides. RefSeq lists its product as uncharacterized. The coding region runs from base 22 to 771 and encodes 249 amino acids. Lineage: Eukaryota; Metazoa; Mollusca; Bivalvia; Ostreida; Ostreidae. The record is from RefSeq and is a predicted model, not a curated record. The transcript has 5 exons.
CGGUAGAAUGUGCAUAUAAGAAUGUUGAUGCGACGCUUAUAUGUACAAAACCACCAUACUUUCAACGAAAUGGCUCCUGUUUCAACAUUAGGGUUUGUGAUCAUCACAGCCAUCUUGUGUAGAGCUACCACUGCGCGUCUUGUCAGGGGAGAUAAUGAGGCGAUAGAGACGGACGCUUACGAAGAAGAUGAAGAACGCUGUGUUACAACACUCGGGGCUUGUCUGAGGUCGAAAUUGGAUAAAGGUUCUUUAACAACUGUCACAAAACCUGAUGGGAAUUUGUAUUUCCCGGUCAACUACUUCACAAGGCUAUGUGGAUAUUUCACUAUCCUAAGUGAUUGUUAUGGAAAAGUAACAUCUACAGCAUGCGAGUCAGUUUUUUCGACGGAAGAAGUCAAGAACUCAGAAAAGAUGUCCAUUAACUUGUGCAGAAAUGCAGACGCCCUGGACACCCUUGUUCCCUGCGUGAAUGAUAAAGGAAUCUUUAGAGCAUACCAACGCGAAGUCCAAUAUAUGGUUGGUAAAAAAGAAGAUCCUUGCAAUUUGGCCGAGGAGAAAAUACGACGAGCUUUGCGACUCUUCAAAGACGUAUGUGGUGAAGCGGAGUAUAUCACUCUGAAAACAGUCCUGGAAAACGUUGGGGAGGACCUGUUAGUCCUAUUUCCAGACACCAAGGAUCAAAGUUGCAAUAUUAUCAUCAAUGACCUUACCCCUGACAGACGCAGGAGGGGCGUGGCCAGUUCGACAAUGAAGAGAAUAGUGGAUGUUUAGAUUUUGUAAUAAAAUCUUUUAAUCUCA